Messenger RNA from Trematosphaeria pertusa, 768 nucleotides. RefSeq names its product ankyrin. Gene Ontology annotation, molecular function: protein binding. NCBI's taxonomy places the organism in Eukaryota, Fungi, Ascomycota, Dothideomycetes, Pleosporales, Trematosphaeriaceae. The annotation marks the transcript as partial. The record is from RefSeq and is a predicted model, not a curated record. The transcript has a single exon.
GACUCAAGAGGUUGGACGGCUCUGCAUGUUGCCGCCGCGGCAGAUCAGAGGACUAUAAUCCCUCUUUUCGCUGAAGCAGGCGCGAACAUGGAUGCUUUCGACCCGAACGGCCAGAGCGCGUUGGUGCUGGCGAUAGAGAACAACCACAUCGACGCCGUGAUAGAUCUUUGCGAAGCUGGCGCAGACGUCAAUGUAGCCCACAGAAACGGGUUCUCUCCCUUGUGCACGGCCGUGCAUAGAGGAGUUGAGAUGAUCAACCUUCUCCUUGCUCUCGGCGCGGACCCUUCGGCCAAGGACGCUGGUGGCUGGGUCCCUCUGUACUUCGCCAUCUGGGAGGAACCGAAUACCGACGUCCUGGAGGCUUUGCUGGAAGCGGGUGCCAACCCAAAUGUCCCCAGUCAAGACCUUGUUUACCCCAUCGAAGGCGCAGCGCGUAAAGGCAACGCAUUCGCGACUCGCCUCUUGCUGGAUCACAGCGCCGAUCCAAACAUGACCAUGAGGGAUUUUGAUCCAGCCUUAUACCACGCGAUCGCAUCGGGCAGCCUAGAGACCGUCCGGGCUCUUGUAGACGGUGGCGCUAGCUGUACAGUCAGGUUUAAGGAUGGAUGGACGCCUAUGCUGCUGGCUGCGAAGAAAGGAGACCAUGAAAUGGGGAGGGUGCUAAAAGCGAAGGGAGCGGAUUUGAAUGAUACGACAGCAGAAGGUUUGACGCCACUGCAUAUUGCGGGCAUGAACGGGAGUCGUGUGUUCUUCAAGUGGCUGCUGGAA